GAGACCAUCCUGGGCUGCCUGCUGUACCGGCAGGGGCGGCACGAAGAGGCCAGCGGCAAGUUUGCCGGCGCCAUGCAAGUGCUGGGUUACUGCCCUGAGCUGUCCUACAACAUGGCGCUGUGCUGCUACGCGGCCAAGCAGUAUGCCCCUGCCCUCAAACACAUCUCUGAUAUCAUAGAGCGCGGCAUCCACCAGCACCCAGAGCUCAGCGUGGGCAUGACCACUGAGGGCAUCGACGUCCGCAGCGUAGGCAACACCCUGCUCCUGCACCGCACGGCCCUGGUGGAGGCCUUCAACCUCAAGGCCGCCAUUGAGUACCAGCUGCGCAACCUGAAAGCAGCCCAGGAGGCGCUCACAGAUAUGCCGCCGAGGGCUGAAGAGGAGUUGGAUCCAGUCACGCUGCACAACCAAGCACUAAUGAACAUGGACAGCCAGCCCACGGAAGGGUUUGAGAAAUUGCAGUUUCUUCUGCUGCAGAACCCCUGUCCGCCAGAAACUUUUGGAAACUUGCUACUCCUCUAUUGCAAGCAUCAGUACUACGACCUGGCAGCUGAUGUGCUGGCAGAGAACGCCCAUCUGACCUACAAACUGCUCACACCUUACUUGUACAACUUCUUGGAUGCCAUUAUCACAUGUCAGACUGCCCCUGAGGAGGCGUUCCACAAGCUAGAUGAUUCAGCAGGGACACUGACUGAGCAGCUGAGAAAGCUCACAAAGCAGGUACAGGAAGCUAGGCAAAAUUGGGAUGAUGAAGCUGUGAAAAAGGCGGUUAAUGAGUAUGAUGAGACUCUGGAUAAAUAUGUACCUGUCUUGAUGGCUCAGGCAAAGAUCUACUGGGACAUGAAGAACUACACAAUGGUAGAGAAGAUUUUCCGCAAGUCAGUGGAGUUCUGUAACGAACAUGAGGUGUGGAAGCUCAAUGUGGCUCACGUGCUCUUCAUGCAAGAGAACAAGUAUAAAGAGGCUAUUAGCUUCUAUGAGCCAAUAGUUAAAAAGCACUACGACAACAUUCUCCAUGUCAGUGCCAUUGUGUUAGCUAACCUCUGCGUUUCCUACAUCCUGACAAGCCAGAACGAAGACGCAGAGGAACUGAUGAGGAAGAUCGAGAAGGGAGAAGAGCAGUUGUCCUAUAACAAUCCUGAUCAAAAUAUCUACCAUCUUUGCAUUGUCAAUCUAGUCAUUGGUACCCUCUACUGUGUGAAGGGAAACUACGACUUUGGUAUUUCAAGGGUCAUUAAAAGCCUGGAGCCAUACAACAAAAAACUGAGCACUGAUACAUGGUAUUACGCCAAACGGUGUUUCCUGUCCUUGCUGGAGAACAUGUCCAAGCACAUGAUCAUGCUACGUGACAGUGUUAUUCAAGAGUGCAUUCAGUUUCUGAAGCAAUGUGAGCUGUAUGGAAGAAACAUCCCAGCUGUCAUUGAGCAACCCCUUGAAGAGAAGAGGAUGCACAGUGGGAAAAAUACAGUUACCUACGAAGCCAGGCUUUUGAGGGCACUGAUGUAUAAGAUCAUUGGGUGGACUGGGUAAAUGGUGUUCUCGUACAGUGGAAAUGACAACUUUGUGUCUGUUCUUUUUUUACCUGGUGGUCCAGGGUGGUAUGGGUUUUUCUCGAUUGCUUACCUUUAAAGAUUUUGUCCUGUAUUUUAACAACAUGCAGUGGAAAGCAGAAUAUUUGCAUGAAAUUAACAUGCACCAAAUAACUAGGGGCAUUCUCAGUAAUCCGUCAUGUUAAAUACACCUUAAGAUGUGUUGCCCAAGAACGUCAUUACAGAAAUAUCAUAGAGUUUUUCACCUAUAAAAUAUUUUAUCCUUCUGAAAUUUUGACCAAGUUUCUUUUCAUUGGUUGACAGUUGAAAAUAAUUUGUUUUCCAUCUCUUCUAGCACAGAAAUUGAAGAAAUAGCUGUUCUAAUUCUCUGAUUUGUUCCUGUGUGUGAAAUGUUUCUUUCUUCUGCUUUUUCCAAGGUAUUUUUAAUAUGUUACAGACCAUGUUGAUAGUAUAUUUGAACACAAAAAAUGGCUUUAUAAU
Messenger RNA from Nipponia nippon (crested ibis), 2030 nucleotides. It is a transcript of the gene IFT70B, whose product is annotated as intraflagellar transport 70B. Gene Ontology annotation, cellular component: intraciliary transport particle B; axonemal microtubule. Gene Ontology annotation, biological process: intraciliary transport. Gene Ontology annotation, molecular function: intraciliary transport particle B binding; protein binding. The record is from RefSeq and is a predicted model, not a curated record. Lineage: Eukaryota; Metazoa; Chordata; Aves; Pelecaniformes; Threskiornithidae.